CGCUGCGAGGCUGGGGCGCAGAGACCCGACCGCAGCGCAGCUGCCAGACCCCGCGCCAGGUACCCCUGAGCCCGAUCGCAGGGUUCAGGUUUGCCCAUCUCUGGGCGGCAGGGCAAGGUGGGCGUCCUAUGAAACUGGCCGUGGGCGGAACCCCCUACGACAGCGCCCCUCCCCCAGCCAUGGACAACUCCAGCAUACAGGAACUCCAGCAACCCUUGCUGCCAUGCACAGCCUGGGACCUCCUGUCCCCCAAGACUGACAAAGUAGAGCUGGGACCCCCUUUCCCAGAAACAGUCUUUGUGGAGUCCCUGAGAGGCCGGCAGUUCCUUCUCCCACCUCUUUCUUCCGUGAGCGCUGGCCUGGGGGAGCCGGAGACCCCUGACCUUGAGGACACAUCAUCCAGCGACAGUGACUCAGAUUAUGGAGGUGGCCGCCUCUCACCUCUUCUGCCCCAUGACCACCUUGGCCUGGCAGUCUUCUCUGUCCUGUGUUGUUUUUGGCCUGUGGGCAUUGCUGCCUUCUGUCUGGCCCACAAGACCAACAAGGCUUGGGCCGAGGGGGACAUCCAAGGGGCAGGGGCCACUUCCCGCCGUGCCUUCCUGCUGGGGGUCCUUGCUAUGGGGCUGGGCCUGUGCACAUAUGCUGCUGCUCUGGUGACCUUGGCUGCCUACCUUGCCUCCCGAGACCCGCCCUAG
This is a messenger RNA of Chionomys nivalis (European snow vole), 695 nucleotides long. It is a transcript of the gene Tmem91, whose product is annotated as transmembrane protein 91. The record is from RefSeq and is a predicted model, not a curated record. Bases 129 to 695 code for a protein of 188 amino acids. The transcript is spliced from 4 exons. Lineage: Eukaryota; Metazoa; Chordata; Mammalia; Rodentia; Cricetidae. Gene Ontology annotation, cellular component: intracellular membrane-bounded organelle; membrane.